GGCGGGCGCAGCGGGGGGAGGAGGCGGCCGCGGCGGCAGCAGCGGCGGCGGCGACGGCGGCGGCGGAGUCCGUGCUCCCGGAGUGUCUCAGCGCGCGCGGGGCCGAGUUGCUGGCGUCUCCCCUCUCGCUGUGCGCGGAGGAGAUGGGCCCGUGAGCGCUGCUCCCAGCCGAGCUGCCUGAGCCGCCCCCUCCCUCCCUUCCCCCCUCCCUGCCCCCGGUCGGCGGCGAGGCGGAGCGCUGCCUCCCCCUCCUCCCCCCUCGGCGCCUGUGGCCCGGCCGCGGCCGUCCCCUCCUGGUCCCCUCACACUCACACACACAGGCCGGGCAUUGAUGGUAAUGUAUGCGAGGAAACAGCAGAGACUCAGUGAUGGCUGUCACGACCGCAGGGGGGACUCGCAGCCCUACCAGGCUCUUAAGUACUCGUCCAAGAGUCACCCCGGUGGUGGUGAUCACCGUCAUGACAAGAUGCGAGACACCACAGAUCCUUCACCACCAAAUAAAAUGUUGCGGCGCUCUGAUAGCCCUGAAAACAAAUAUGGUGACAACACAGGGCACAGUAAAGCAAAAAGUGUGCAUACUCACAGAGUUAGAGAGAGGGAUGGUGGUGACCUGAACCCAAAGGGAGAAAACAGAAAAUGGACCAGUUACUCUCCACAAGAAAAUUCACAUAACCACAGUGCUCUUCAUAGUUCAAAUUCACAUUCUUCUAAUCCCAGCAAUAAUCCAAGCAAAACUUCUGAUGCAGCUUACGAUUCUGCAGAUGAUUGGUCUGAACACAUCAGCUCUUCAGGCAAAAAAUACUACUACAACUGCCGAACAGAAGUUUCACAAUGGGAAAAACCAAAAGAGUGGCUGGAAAGAGAGCAGAGACAAAAAGAAGCAAGCAAAAUGUCAGUUAACAGUUUUCCAAAAGAUAGGGAUUACAGAAGAGAGGUGAUGCAGGCGACAGCUGCCAGUGGGUUUGCCAGUGGAAUGGAAGACAAGCAUUCCAGUGACGCCAGUAGUAUGCUCCCACAGAAUAUUUUAUCUCAAACAAGCAGGCACAAUGACAGAGACUACAGACUGCCAAGAGCAGAGACUCACAGUAGUUCUACUCCAGUACAGCAUCCCAUCAAACCAGUGGUUCAUCCAACUGCUACCCCAAGCACUGUUCCUCCUAGUCCAUUUUCUCUACAAUCUGAUCACCAGCCAAAGAAAUCCUUUGAUGCUAAUGGAGCAUCUACUUUAUCAAAACUGCCUACAUCCACAUCUUCCAUCCCUGCACAGAAAACAGAGAGAAAAGAGUCUGCAUCUGUGGACAAGUCUGUAUCACAUUCUUGCACAACUCCUUCUACAUCUUCUGCUUCUGGACUGAAUCCAACUUCUGCACCUGCUUCAUCUGCUCCUACAGUUCCUGUCUCGCCUGUCCCACAAUCACCAAUUCCUCCGUUACUUCAGGACCCAAAUCUCCUUCGACAGCUGCUGCCUGCUCUGCAGGCCACCCUGCAGCUUAAUAAUUCUAGCGUAGAUAUAUCCAAAAUCAAUGAAGUUCUAACAGCAGCUGUGACACAAGCCUCUCUGCAGUCUAUACUCCAUAAAAUUCUUACUGCUGGACCAUCUGCUUUCAAUAUCACUUCCCUAAUUUCUCAAGCUGCACAACUGUCUACGCAAGCUCAGCCAUCUAAUCAGUCUCCAAUGUCUUUAACAUCUGAUGCCUCAUCACCAAGAUCGUAUGUAUCGCCAAGAAUAAGCACGCCUCAGACUAACACCGUUCCACUUAAACCUUUGAUGACUACGCCACCAGUAUCAUCGCAGCAGAAGGUUGUUACUCCAGGUGUUAAACAAGGACCAGCUUCACAAGCAGCACCUCAGCAGCCAGUAAUAGCUGACAAGCAGGCAGGACAUGAACCUGCCUCUCCGCGAAGUCUUCAGCGCUCAAGUCAAAGAAGCCCAUCACCAGGUCCAAAUCAUACCUCUAGCACUAGUGCAUCAAAUUCAACACCUGCACCGCAAAAUACAUCUGUACGACCCACUUGCUCAUUAACACCUACGCUAGCAGCACACUUCAAUGAAAAUCUUAUAAAGCAUGUUCAAGGCUGGCCUGCAGACCAUGCAGAAAAGCAGGCAUCAAGAUUACGUGAGGAAGCCCAUAACAUGGGAAGUGUCCAUAUGUCAGAAAUUUGUACUGAAUUAAAGAAUUUAAGGUCUUUAGUUCGAGUAUGUGAAAUUCAAGCAACUUUGCGUGAGCAAAGGAUACUAUUUUUGAGGCAACAAAUUAAAGAACUUGAAAAGCUAAAGAAUCAGAAUUCCUUCAUGGUGUGAAAAGUUGUAAACAAUUGCACAUGGUUUUGAGUACAGGAACUAUUAAACUGAUGCCCAGUCUUAA
This is a messenger RNA of Harpia harpyja (harpy eagle), 2366 nucleotides long. RefSeq names its product WW domain containing adaptor with coiled-coil (gene WAC). Gene Ontology annotation, biological process: regulation of autophagy; positive regulation of TORC1 signaling. Gene Ontology annotation, cellular component: nucleus. NCBI's taxonomy places the organism in Eukaryota, Metazoa, Chordata, Aves, Accipitriformes, Accipitridae. The record is from RefSeq and is a predicted model, not a curated record. Gene Ontology annotation, molecular function: RNA polymerase II complex binding; chromatin binding. The coding region runs from base 332 to 2302 and encodes 656 amino acids. The transcript has 15 exons.